This is a messenger RNA of Mugil cephalus (flathead mullet), 8050 nucleotides long. RefSeq names its product melatonin receptor 1Bb (gene mtnr1bb). The transcript has 4 exons. Gene Ontology annotation, cellular component: membrane. The record is from RefSeq and is a predicted model, not a curated record. NCBI's taxonomy places the organism in Eukaryota, Metazoa, Chordata, Actinopteri, Mugiliformes, Mugilidae. Gene Ontology annotation, biological process: G protein-coupled receptor signaling pathway. Gene Ontology annotation, molecular function: melatonin receptor activity. Bases 962 to 2053 code for a protein of 363 amino acids.
GGACUUCCCGUGCCGUAUCUCCGCUGCGUGCACACUUGCAGCACCUCCGAGCAUUGUGCAGAGAUCAAAGACAGAUUCAGGGAGGUCACGUUGGGAAUAGGCAGGAGAAAGACUGAGGGGGAAUCUUUGUUAUCACGCACACCUCGGCAUAGCAGGGGAUGAGGCGAGCACGUCAAAGCCAGCUGGAGGAGGGCGAAAUGGAGAAGCGCUUAAAGCCCGGUCGGAGGCACCCGCGUUGUCUGUGAAGCAGAGUCUCUCUCCGCGUCCUGAUUUGUGUCUGACUGACGGCUCCUGUGUGAUAUUUGCCACGGUGCCGCCUCGACUGGCCACGCCACGCACACGGCGCCCGUUGCGUCGCAGUUCGGAGCAUGGCAAGGACAUCACAAGCGGUUAGGGAAGACAGUUCGCUCCCUCGGUUCGUUCAGAGAAUUGCAAAUUAAACCUGAAAGAUUCCAGAGGCGGCGCGAUGGUUUGACGUUUUCUUUCGUUCUUUUAGAAAGAAGCAGUCGCCUGUUUUUCCAAGGCGGGCGCCUGCGGGCUGAAGGUUUAGAGUUUAGAGAUGCCCGGCAGCAGGACACUUGAAGAGGACGGAGACGUCCAACGCGAGUGGACUGGACCUCCUUUUCUGACACAUUUUCGAAACACAAAUUUACAUUCCUCACAUUAGAGGAGGUGUGGCGCCGCGUGUCCCAGCUUCGGGUGGAACAUGGACGGAUGACUUUUGUGCGAAGAUUAAAAAAAGAGCGAGGCGAGAGUCAGCGCAACUUUAUCAAUGUCACACGUGAUCACAACAUACAUCGAGUAAUCCCCGUCGCCUUUAAGUAGUAGGCAUCACCUGCGCACUCGUGGAACUCGGGGCAGGUGCGCUCCAUGUUUCAUUUAGGACACACCGGUACCGUCGGUACCUGCGGGACUUAAACCACAGCUGGUUCUCGGAAACAGCUCGGGCUGUGGGCCAGUGAUGCCGGACCCAUUAGCGCUCAUAAAGAACCGGACAGAGCCACGGCUGGGGCAGCUAGAACGCACCCUGGCCACGGAAGGCAGCGACCGCCCCGCCUGGGUCAUAGCUAUCCUGGCCAGUGUUUUGAUCUUCACCACGGUAGUGGAUGUGCUGGGGAACCUGCUGGUGAUCAUCUCGGUGUUCAGGAACCGCAAGCUGAGGAACUCUGGUAACGUGUUUGUGGUGAGUCUGGCAUUUGCUGACCUUGUGGUAGCCUUCUACCCCUACCCCCUGGUUCUCUACGCGCUCUUCCAUGACGGAUGGGCACUGGGGAACACACAAUGCAUGGUCAGUGGUUUCCUUAUGGGGCUAAGUGUCAUCGGUUCCAUUUUCAACAUCACUGGGAUUGCAGUGAACAGAUACUGCUAUAUCUGUCACUCGUUCUCUUACAGCCGGCUGUACAGCUAUCGCAACACAUUGCUGUUUGUUGCCUUAAUUUGGCUGCUCACUGUGGUGGCCAUCGUCCCGAAUUUCUUCGUCGGUUCCCUGCGCUAUGACCCACGGGUUUACUCCUGCACCUUUGCCCAGAAUGUCAGCAGUUCCUACACGGUGGCGGUGGUGGUGAUUCACUUCCUGGUUCCCAUUGCAGUGGUUACCUUUUGUUAUCUACGCAUUUGGGUUCUCGUGAUUCAGGUGCGACGCAAAGUGAAGACUGAAGAGCCUCGCCUCAGACCCAGUGACUUGCGAAAUUUCCUCACCAUGUUCGUAGUGUUCGUGCUCUUUGCCAUCUGCUGGGCCCCACUCAACCUAAUAGGUUUGGCGGUGGCGAUAGAUCCGUCCCGCGUGGCUCCCCGCAUCCCCGAGUGGCUCUUUGUGGUCAGCUACUUCAUGGCCUACUUCAACAGCUGUCUGAACGCCAUCAUUUAUGGCUUGCUCAACAGGAAUUUCAGGAAUGAGUACAAGCGCAUUGUCACCUCCGUCUGGGUGACUCGGCUUUUCGUGACAGAGACUUCUCGAGCCGCCACGGACGGCAGGAGCAUGAGGAGCAAGCAGUCGCCGCCCCCGCCGCUCAACAACAACGAGUCGGUCAGGGAUCGCACAAACAAAGAAUGAGACGCGGAUCCUUGAGUCUGUUAAAUGGUAAUUCCUGUUCAUAUGUGACACUUAGGCAGUUGUGCAGCUAAAGAGUAUCAGGUAACAGGUGAAACUGAAAAACAUGGCUUUGUUUUCUAGUAGAUUCAAUAGGGAAAAUGAAGAAUCAAAAACUAAGAUUGUUUUUUUUUUUCAAAUUGUGAUGUGAAUCGACCGAGCAAACCCUUUAGAGAUGUUAUUAUAUCGUGAGAGAACUGAGCCAUGCGUCGCAGUUUCAUGAUGUUAUUACUCUAAUAACAAUCUGAAUGGUACACUAAUAUUACACUGAAAAUCUGAUGUCCUUCAAUGACUGCUGCUUGUGGACUGCGUAUUGCUCGAAACUGGGUAACCAUUGGUAAAACCGGUAGACACACACCUCACUUUAGUAACUUCUAAAGCCUCAAAUAGUACAAUUAGUACAACUCGCCUCACUUGAACGCUAGAUUAGUACAAGAGGAGCAAAGUCUGACGAUAAAAUAAGAGGUUUGCGUGACAGUGAAGCGGUCGGACUUUCACACUAAGCCUAAAUGCUGCAGUAGCACAUACUUAAUACUGCCUGGUCUGACCCUUCUGCACUGCAAACUACUAGUAACAGAAACUUAGUAAUAUAUCCAGAAUAUCACUGAUGGAUGACACAAAUCAAGACUGAACCAUGUCUUUGGUCCUAUUUUAGUUCCUUAAUGUCCCAGAGAAAACAUGCAUUUGAUGUAGCACGGGGAGGAAGCCUACGUCUACUAUUGCUGCUGCAUCUAUCAGUCUGCAUGUCACCCAUACUUCACUGUUGUUGCCAUUCGGUCCUUUCUUAAAAUAUAUAUAUAUUUUUUUUUGUACAGUCACUACAGUCUUAGAGAAAAUUAGUGAUGCAAAGUACAUUUACUGAUAUAGAGAGAGUGUCUUUGUAUUUUAUUUAACAUACUCACAAUCUAACCAGGUUAAAUGCUUCUUUACAUGUGCCAAAAAUUAUAAUCCAGUGAUAAAUUACACGAUAUGCGGCAUAAUUUUGAAACUUCAGGGUGGCAAUCUCAAACUGCAUAGUCAUUAGGUGACACCUGUAGUUAUAGGUGGUAAUAGCAAAUGUGUGAUUUAACACUACGUGUCAAAGAGGUCCGCGUGCAGCAAAGCAAACUAUUGUCUUAAAAAAAAAGAAGAAAAAUAAGACAUCGGGCAAUAAUUGGCUUCUUCCAUCCUCCUGUGAUGUAAUACUGGUGCUGCACGCGGCAUGAGUCUGCAGGGUGCUGUUAGAGGAGUUUGUUACCUCGCUGAGAAAUUAAGAGCGCAGCCAGUCGCCCGCAGCCGUUCGUCCAGCGGCUCGCUGUGGCUGCUGCUUCUUGUUCCAUUACUCGCUGAAAUAUCCGAGAGCAGCCUGCCGUCAAAAAUGGCCCCCGUCUUGUUUUGUAGAUGCGCUUUUUAUGAGUGUUAGCAGCACCAGCGAUGCUCACUGUAUUUCCUGUAAGUUUGUCGAAAUGAAAGUCAGCUUGUUUAGUUGUAUGCUAUCAUCUGAUGAAUAUUUAACAUUUCAUAGCAUAUAGCAUCCACAUAUGCGUUAAUACAGAUUAUAUAUAUAUAUAUGUUACAGAUUUUUAGCAGACGACAUUUUCAUGGUUGAAAGUCACAGUGUUUGCCUCAAGCUUCCCUCUGUUCCUGCCUCCAGCUAACAUCGUGACGUCACGGUGACACAGGCCACGAAGGGGUCUAUUAGUAUAAACUUAAUGCAGCAUGUUUUCUAUGGAUUGUCGCUACAGACCUCCAGUUCUUAAUAGUGCAUAAUAAAUAAUAACGCAAUACUUUCAUCACGUAGGCCAGAGGCUCAGUCACCGUUGCGUUACCUCAUAGCAGCUGAAAGUGACUCCAAAUCUUUGAGAUUGCCACUUUCAUCUUUCUGGCACUUUUACUUUAAUUACGGUUUUCGGGUACCGAUUCCACUGCACGUCAACACCCAUAGAGCAGAGCAUGAGAGAAACACGGGGCGAGGAGAAGUCCCUACACUGAUGUCAACAAAUUAGAACAAUCACAAUGCAAUAAGUCCAAUUUUACCAAACAGCCGAGUGCAGCAGCAUGGAUGAUUUUUUUUUUUUUUUAUGCACACUUUGCUAUGCAAUUCAAAACACAGUGGGCGUUACAAUCCAAGGCAUGGAACAUCAGCUGCACCUGAAAUUGAUAGCUAUUGAACAGCGCAUCCAUAUUUUAACAUGCUGUCAUUGUAUAUUAUUGAUUCGUAAUACGCAGAGCUGCUCUCCAGUCCACAUAGUUCCAAAUGGACUAAAGUACUUGUUCAGGAUAUUACCCCACCUUCUAUGUCAGGAAACCUCCCAGAAACCCAUAAAAAGACACGCAGCAAGCAAUAUAGACUGAACACAGGUUCCUCUGCCUCCUACAUCACAUGCUGUACUGUAUGUUAGUCUUAUGCAGUGACGACUAUUAUCUUCAUUCUGAAAUACUUAUGCAAAACUUAAGCUUUUCAUUUCACAGGUGAUUUAUCUUUGUUAAUAAAUGUACUUAUCUUAUUUUCUAACAUAAGAGAAAAAAAGAAACAAAAAAAAAAAAAAAACAAUUACCAGGGACUCAUUUUUGAUGCUUUCACUGUGGAAAUAAAACAAGCAGAGCACAUUCGGGUGGCUCACUCGGUUGCGUUGACAGAAGAGAGACAUCGCUCGCCUCUUAACUGAAACAGUGUAGAUUGUUGAGAAAGGUACAGCUCAUAUCUGUAUUCCCAUCUCAGGGUGCCUAGCGAAACAUGUUGUUGUGAUAUGCAGCAGUCCGAUACAGUUGCAGUUUACCAGCUGCCAUAUGAGGGAGCCUGAAGACAUUUCAAAGGGAUAUUUUGUAAAUUAUUGUCAGUGUGGUUUUUAACUGUGGUAUAUUGUAUACAGAUGUAUUCAAAAUGUAUUAUAAUAACCCCAUGCAAUCAGCUGGUCAUCACCGGAUGAUAUUCAAACUCCCUUCUCAUUAACUUCACUACAGUGGGAAAGUGCAUCUAAAACAGCCUCUAGCUCUAACUGGUGCUUACGUCGCAUCACUAUGACUUCACCCGUGUAUAGUGAUUGACACGGAUACCCUAACACAUGUAAACCUCGAAGUCACACUGUAAAUGUUCAAACGCUGAAAUUUGUGGUGCAGAAAGAGGUUUUGUUGUUGUUGAAAGAAUGGGAGUUUAAUAAAUAUUAACAACGCUCACCCAACGUCGGAGGUCUGAGAAGGUUGUUCGACCGUUAAGGAGGCAGAAGUGGUGGAGCAACGGAGGUGAUGAAAUGUGCCGAUGUCGCUGCGGCGCGGAAAAAAUGAACGAUGACACAUUUGGAGAGCGUUUUAGAUGCACUUGGAGAAAAGUGAAAACUUCAAUUUAAACCAAAGAAACGGAUAUAGGCGAAGGAGAUUUGGUGUAAAUACACUUUGUCAUGAUAUUGCUAGGGGGAAAAACUUUAAACCACCUUUGUUCCCUUAAGAUGUUUUUCCUUUCCUUUUGUUUUUUUUUGUUUUUUUUUUAAACUACUGCCUUACAGUUAAUACAAUUGUGUCAAACUCUAAAAUAUUACGGCAAGUGCCAUAGUUUCUCAUAAUAAUGAACCCAUUCAGCAAACCUGAUCCGCCUCCACACUGCUUCUUUCUUUAUGUAUUCAGGACGGUUGUCUAUAGAGGUUUUCUCCGCAGCACUUCACAUGAGUUUGGAAGCGGACCUCAGGCAGGAGACUCAAUCGCUGAACAAAUAUUAUCUCCUUUGUGUUUUCUUUCUACUUUCCCUAUGGCUAAAUUACGUAACUAUGUUCAUUUAUGUUCCCUGUGCUCAGCGUCUGCACCCUCACUUAGGGCCAUGCAGCCAAAUAUGACACUGCACUUGCUAGCAUGAAUGAUAGGUUCACUGCUCCUCGGUUUGAAUGUCAAACGUUAAAUGUCAAACUUAGUUUUAAUUGAAAAACUCGAUGCGUAAUUUUCCUCAUUCACACGAAGCCCUCUAAAUCAUGUGAUAAAUGUGUCGUUUGAGUCAUUGCGUUUGAAGUAUAAAAAUGACCACAAGACAACAUUGUUGUUGACUAUGCUAAGAGCUCCCCAUUCAAGAAAAAGAAGACUGCUGCUGAUUGAUCACGGGACCACGUUUCACAGCUGAGUUAAUGAGUCACAACUUGCGCGAUUGAAAAAAAAAAAAAAAACAGUGAACCAUUAAGUGUCAUUUGGAAAACGAAAAAAAUCAAUUUUCAAUUUACUUAAUAAUGGUAUGAAUGCGUCUCGGCCUCAGACAAUAAGCAACACAAGGACCGCUGGAAGCAGUGGAGGCUGUCACUCCAUUUUUCAUUGGAAGAUGAAAGCCGGGGUUUCUGUGUGCCGCUAAUCCUUUUGAGUGCUGUACUCACUGAGGUGACACGCUCCCUCUGUCCGCCUCGCAUUUCUGCAUUAUGUUCCCGGAGUCCCUCUGACGCCGCCCCCCCCCAAAUUACGCGCGCGCAGUAUUCACGCACGGCUGACAUCCUCCCGAGAGGAGAAAUCUUUGAUAAAUUUGACUUUUAUUUCCACCAGGGGACCCGCGUUUUUGGAGAAUUGGUAGCAUAAGAGCAGCUGCUGCUUUCCAUUUGAGAAGCGCUCGAUCACCACUGUAAACAGGGUUGCUUCAUUUUACUUCUUUAAACAGAUGGAGUGCUUAAUUACUGUCUGCCCCAUCACCGUUACAAGCUACUCCCAAAUCAUAGGGUGUGAUGAAGUCGGGAUUUCGCAAAAUUGAGUGAAUUAACACUCUAGGAUGAAGCAAGUUCACAGAGAAUGAUACACUAAUUAAGGGUUUUGCUCUUCGGGGUGUAGAGUCUACUCUAGCUUUUUACUUUUUACUAGUCACUGAACACUGCGCAGCAACAUGGGAAACUUUUAAGCUGACACAACCUUUGAGUUAUCUGAACACGAGCCCGCAUGGUAGCAUGGAACGGCACGGGCCAGACAAACUUUGUCUUUGCUCGUUUCUGCAGCCUGAAGGAUUUCAGACACAUGACUAACUCUGAAGCAUUACAGUUCAUGUCCCGAAUUGUGAUCUGGACGAACCCGCCGUCCAGCACGCAGCGUGCGUGUGUCAUUAAGAGAUUACAUAAUAGCAGGACAACACAAGCUGAGAGCUGAAGACAGAAAAGACUGCGACACUGAUUAAAGUGCGCACGAGGUACCCUUGACAAAAAAAACAACAAAAAUAAAACGCAAAUAAAACGAUAAGCCUCGGGAACAUAACUGAAUGCAAUUACAGUACAACGCCAUAAGAAAUACAGCGAGGGAACUUCACACACCGCACAAAAAAAAAGAAAAGAAAAGCAGUGGUGCAUGCGCCCCCUGUACAGAUUACAGACAAGAAACUAUUCCGCACUUUUUUUUCUUUUUUUUUUUUUAAACUGUGACAUAACAAGGCCAUUAAAACUUCUGCAAAGCACAAGUGUGUCUCAGCUGAUUAAUAUUAACAUCCAGUGGCCACUUUAUUGCGCGAAGCUCAUUAGACGCAGGUUGCAGGUUGUGUUUGGCUGCUGCCUGGGAUAUCUUGAGUCGUGGACUGAGUCAUAUGUUACACAGGACAUCCUGUUCACACAGACCUGAUGCUGUUACACGCGGUACAUCCGUACAAAGGAUUCAUAAACAGGGUUUGUAACUAACUAAAUGUGAAAACUGUGCGUGUCUUAAUGUCAGAAAUUGCUUUUGUGAAGAAAAAGAAGUAUUUGUAAUGCUUUACUACUUCCUUUUUUUUUUUUUUUUCUUCUUUGGUGUAAAGAGGCACCAGAAUACAACUGACUGAACUGAACUUGCAUUUCAGGCAUUUAGCCACUCGACUACUCGUGUCAUGAUAAUUGUCCCUUGUUCCAGAGGGUGUGUGAAUGUGCAUGCUUGUCUGAUGUUGUUUAUGGCCGAUGUUCAAUGACAACAAGUCACACAAGGCACGAGGCUGGGCCCGGAUGCCCGGGGGGGAUGACUGUCUGAGUAACCAAAGGGAAAUCUGUGGAAUGUAAUGAAAUUUCAACG